AUGGCAAUUGAGCAUUGUAAAAUUCAGCUACACUCCUGGUUUCGAAACAGAUCUGCCAAGGCUCAGUAUUAUGAUGGAGGAGACUUUUCUAUUAAGUUUAAUGUGGGCCCCAGUGGUGCAACAAAGCUGACUGAGCAAUUACUCAGGCCAAAGCAGACACUCACUGUCAUCAAGUCACUGAUAGACAAAUCAUUUGCUGAAGGAGAUGACAGCAUCAAAGCUGAGAUUCAAGCCAAAUUUGAAGUGCAGCUUGAUAUUUGUAAUGAGGAUGGUGAAGGAUUAAGGGUUAUGCCCAUGCCUGCAGCAUGGAACAUUCAUUCCAUCCAUGGUGAGGAAGCCUAUUGGAGAACUCACACAGAAGACCAGAUAGUCUUCCAGCAUUAUCAGUGGUAA
Molecule: messenger RNA, 393 nt
Organism: Laetiporus sulphureus 93-53
Lineage: Eukaryota; Fungi; Basidiomycota; Agaricomycetes; Polyporales; Laetiporaceae
Exons: 4
Coding region: 1-393 (130 amino acids)
Source: RefSeq, a predicted model, not a curated record